Molecule: messenger RNA, 3100 nt
Organism: Aspergillus ibericus CBS 121593
Lineage: Eukaryota; Fungi; Ascomycota; Eurotiomycetes; Eurotiales; Aspergillaceae
Product: lipase/esterase family protein
Exons: 4
Coding region: 137-2827 (896 amino acids)
Molecular function (GO): hydrolase activity
Source: RefSeq, a predicted model, not a curated record
CCUCCCCCCUUUCCCCCUUCAUUCCUGCGACCCGCUCCACCGUAUCCUCACUGCCAUCCUUAGCUUCUUUUUUUCUUCCCUGGCAGCUACAUAAACCAUGCGUCCUGGUCACUCCAUCCUUCCCUAGAACAUCACCAUGCCGCUAAACACCUUCGCCCUGGGCGUGGCCCUCACCCCGGCGGUCCUUCAGACCCUGAUCUCUCAUUAUCUCCAUCGCAAAUCGCUUCGCCAUAAGCCCAAUGUCCAUCUUACCUAUGAUGAGGCUAUUCGCAUCCUGCGCGAAUUCCUCACCUACGCGGCCAAGCACCCCGUCGAGGAUCUCCAGGCCUUUUCCUGCCAGAAGGUGCCCGUGCCCCAUUGGGUGAAGCUCCAGACUGUGACGGUCUCAGAAGAUCAUCUAUCAUCCGCAGCGAAUGCCAUCAACAAACAGCUCGGCCCGAAGGGUAUCGAACGGGUUGGCGGGAGCGAGUGGUGGCAAUGGCGGGGACCAGCGGAGGAUCUGAAGGGAGAGUGGAUCGAGAUGAAGGACGAUUACAAUGCACGGACGCAGACGAGUCGUGAUCACCCUAGUCAGAAGCGGAUCAUGUUGUAUAUUCAUGGCGGGGCGUAUUUCUUCGCCAGUGUGGAUACCCAUCGGUACCAGAUGCAGCGGCACGCGAGGAAGCUCAAGGGACGGGUGUUUGCACCGAAAUAUCGUUUGGCUCCGCAGUAUCCGUUUCCAUGCAGUCUGCAGGACUCUUUGGCCUCUUAUUUGUAUCUUUUGGAAGCUCAUGACCCCAAGGAGAUUAUCUUGGCUGGAGACUCGGCGGGUGGUGGAAUGGUGCUUUCGAUGCUCGUGAUCCUGCGCGAUCAAGGGAUUCCCUUGCCGGCGGGCGCAAUCUUGAUCUCGCCCUGGGUGGACCUCACGCAUUCAUUCCCGAGCAUUGUCGCGGACAACCCGGGCGAUUAUAUUCCCCCGUAUGGCUUUAGACAUAAGCCCUCCGCAGCGUGGCCCCCGCCAAACGCAGAUGAGCUCCGCGAGCUCAAGAAAGGCCUUGCCAAGAAUCCCGCCAGCCAAAGUGAAGCCCUCAAGGCGAUCCCGAACGACCAUAGCGAGGAUGCAGACACGGCUGCGAAGGGGUAUUCAGAAUACAAGAAUGGCACGCCUGAGGUAGACCACGAGAGUAUCCGGGUGACGCUUGACGGCGAGACUGUGGAGGUCAAGGAUCAAAUCCACAUGUACACGACCAACGAACUGUUGACACAUCCUCUCGUUUCUCCAAUCCUGCAGCCGUCUUUGGGCGGUCUGCCCCCGCUGCUGAUCCAAAGUGGCGGCGGCGAAAUGCUACGCGAUGAACAAUUUUACAUUGCUCACAAAGCCGCCAACCCCGCGGCAUACCCGCCCAGCGAUCGGUUCAUGGAAGAGCACGAUCCAACUCGCGAGAUCCUCCACAAAUAUCCGGGAACACACGUGCAGCUGCAGGUCUGGGAUGACCUCUGCCACGUUGCUCCCACCCUCAGUUUUACACGCCCAGCCAAGUACAUGUACCGGGCCAUCGCACAAUUCGGAGCUUGGGCCCUGGCAUGCGCCCAGAAGGCAGAGGUUGAUAUCGCCGAUCAACAUUCGGGGUCGUCCAGCGAGACCGACAGUACGUCUGAAGCGACCAACGGUGCCACUGAUGACUCCGUCUCGUCCAUUGGAAAAGCCGGCGAUCCAUUGCCAGCAUUCAAGGAUCGCAUGAUCCGUCAGCGAGUGGACAAGCGAGGCAAUGUCUACCCGCUUGAUCCUCCAUCCUCCUGCUCCGUUCUUCAAAUCCCUAGCUCUGAUGUCGGUGCCUUCAACCCGGAUCUGGUCCGCGGGUGGCUCAUCGCGAAGCAAGAGUGGGACGACAAGUUCGCCAAGGAGAAGCUCCGCGUUCAACGACAGCGGAUCAAGGAACUGGCGUAUGGGCUACAAGCCUUCAAGGGUGAGCUGCCUCCCCCUAGUUCUCUGGCAGCUAGACGAACCGCCCCUGGCGUAUUGCCAUCCAAGACCGGCCGCAAGAGCUACCCCAUGACCAUGUGGAGCCGGGUGGCUAGCAAGCAAGACGAGAGAAUCAUCGCGCGGGACCAACAGAAGGGCAACCAUGCCAAGCGGACCAGUGUCGACGCCGGACGCGCCGGAGCGUCGAUGGACGAGGCCGAGGCACGACGAGCGGACGUCUUGCCCACCGUCGACCCGUCCACUCGCCCAGGCAUUGUCAUUCAGGAACCGACCAACGUCAGAGACGCUGCAGACACGUCCGAACGGGCGAGCUUAGCCUCUCCCAAGAGCUCAACGGACGCACUCGCCCCGUCGCUCACCAAGUCCACCAGCCGACUGAUACUUCUCCCCGAAUACGAAGGGAAGAAGCUCCUCGACGAGAACGCCAGCACGAGGACACUCUUCCGCGAAGCCGGGGCCAUCCCAACGGGAUCUGACGCCGCAUGGGCGCGCCUCCGCCAACGUCCAUUGUCACAUGCCGGCUCCGGCACCAUCCGCAGUGAAUUCACCUCCGAGCUGCCCGAAGACAGCAGUACCAUUGGCGAUGAAAAGUCAUUAGCAGUGACCACCACCGGUGUAGAUGCGGCGAGUACGCGAGCGGUCCUCCACGCGGGGGGUGUCGUGAGCCCACUCAGCGACGAUGACUCGGCCUAUCGAUCUUUCGAUGCGACGGACGGAGGGAGUAUCGAGCCGUCUGUCAGUGUCGGCGCCGCUGAAGCGACCAGUGCAGCGAGUGUGAAUGGCACAGACACUGACAAGCAUGCACGUCCGACGAUGCCGGAUCGAGAGUUUUUCAAAACGGCCGAAGAGUUUGUUGCAUAUUGAUCAUUUACAGCGCUGCGAUAUACGUUCGUUUCUUUCUUUGUUUCUUCACUUGAUUACCUGGAUAAUCACUUGGAUCACAUCUAGGAUAUCUUGGAUUGUUGUGAUGUCUUCUACAUUCUUUGUCUGAGCAUGCGAGUAUAUGCUGUCCUUUUGCAUGUUAAUCUCUUCUGUUUGUGUGAAUACCCCAUCCCUACUAGAUACCAUCUACCGCUCUACCCAACCAAUACCACGUUACUGUACAUAAACCAACAUAAUACAUGACACAUGAAUUGG